AUCCAAACCCAAACCCGAACCAUUUUCGUUGAAGAAGUUGACGAACCUGUCUGGUUUUGUUGCGUUCUUCCGAUUUGGGUUGGAGAGGAAAUGGCGUCGGGAUGGGGAAUAACGGGAAACAAAGGGAGAUGCUACGAUUUCUGGAUGGAUUUCAGUGAAUGUAUGUCUCACUGCAGAGAGCCCAAAGAUUGCACUCUUCUUCGUGAAGAUUACCUCGAGUGUCUCCACCAUUCCAAAGAGUUUCAAAGAAGGAACAGGAUAUACAAGGAGGAGCAGCGUAAACUAAGAGCAGCUUCGAGGAAAGGUGAAGAAGCCGGAGAUGGGACUCAUACCCAUCACUAGUCUCAACAAUCCUCCUCCAGAGAAGAAUAAAAAAAGGUUCAUGGAAGAUUUUGUAUCUUGGAAUCUCAAAACGCUUUGAUUGUUUUUCAUUUUUCAAUUUAUCCAAUCAUGUUCUGCUUCCUUUUCAUGUUAAAUCGUCUCAACACACCUUGAGACAUGUACUUUUUCUCCUGAAUUAUGGAAAUAUAUUGUGCAACAUUUA
Messenger RNA from Arabidopsis arenosa, 544 nucleotides. The record is from the annotation of a GenBank genome assembly. Lineage: Eukaryota; Viridiplantae; Streptophyta; Magnoliopsida; Brassicales; Brassicaceae.